AAUCAAUCAGAUGACCUUAACAAAAAAAAACGCUGCAGAGAAAACCAAUUCCCUAGACACAUUUCACAUUUCACUAUUAUUUUCCUCCCUAAAAAACCUUUUCCAUUGUCUUUUUUCAGUUUUUCACUUUUAAGAUUAAAAAUCACUUUCUUCUCUUCCUCUUCAUCGUUUCCCUCCUUUCACUCUCAACCAGAGAUUCCUUCGAUCAUCUUCCCAAACAUGGGAAGAUACAUAAAGAAGUCAAAGAUCGCCGGCGGAGCCCUUCCCGCAAAAGAUAUCUCUCACCAAACCGCUUCCAGUUUUCGCACCAGAGCCGCCAAGAACCUCGCCCUGCAGCGUCUCCGAUCUCAUUCCACCCCGCCGUGCGUCGACGCAGACUCAUUUCGCUACCUCCAGCUCCGGAGCCGCCGUCUCGUUAAGCUUCCGUUACUCGCCGACACAAGAAAACAACAGCAGAAACAGCUUAUAAACAGUGUCGGUAAACGACAGACGACCAACCCUAGAGCUAACUCGGUGUUGUUGUCAGAGCCGACGAAUCUGGAAGAAGACUGUGGUAGCAACUUGGUGAACUCUGGGUCUGGUUGUAGUUUUGGAGAGAAAGGUCUCGAGUUCGAAUCUGGAGACAGAGAAACGACGCCGUGUAGCUUGAAAAGAGACUCAGAAGAAGCUAUACAAAGUGUGCCUUCUCAUGAGAUCGAAGACUUCUUUGCAUUCGCUGAGCAGCAACAACAGAGAUUCUUCACUGAAAAGUACAACUUUGACAUAGUGUCGGAGAAUCCAUUGCCAGGACGUUACGAAUGGAUCAAAGUGGUGCCAUGAACUGGUUUGGCUGUAACAUGAUGUUGUAAAGUUGUGUGAUUUAUUAGGAAGAUCUGUGUUGGAACAGAGGCAAUGAAAAAUUGCACACAGACUAACAAAGACUAGCCUACUAAAAACCCCAAACACAAGGGUUUUUUUUAAGGGGCUUGGGGUUAACUUGUUAGUUAAGGUAAUAAUAAUGUAAUGUUUUUUUUGGAUCAAUGGUAAUAAUGUGUAAUGUUUUAAUCUCUCUAAUAUGCAAGAAAUAAAAAUAUUAAUUUAAAUA
This is a messenger RNA of Brassica napus (rape), 1084 nucleotides long. Its product is annotated as cyclin-dependent kinase inhibitor 5. Bases 220 to 819 code for a protein of 199 amino acids. Lineage: Eukaryota; Viridiplantae; Streptophyta; Magnoliopsida; Brassicales; Brassicaceae. The record is from RefSeq and is a predicted model, not a curated record. Gene Ontology annotation, biological process: negative regulation of cyclin-dependent protein serine/threonine kinase activity. Gene Ontology annotation, cellular component: nucleus. Gene Ontology annotation, molecular function: cyclin-dependent protein serine/threonine kinase inhibitor activity. The transcript is spliced from 3 exons.